Molecule: messenger RNA, 1428 nt
Organism: Carica papaya (papaya)
Lineage: Eukaryota; Viridiplantae; Streptophyta; Magnoliopsida; Brassicales; Caricaceae
Source: RefSeq, a predicted model, not a curated record
AUGGCGUUGUGUAAGGCAAAAGGAGAAGGAGGAGAAGGAGAAGAACCAGUAAGUCCCACUGGUCAGUACUUCAACAGUUCAGCUCUCUCAAUCUGUAUUCUUGCUGUUCUGGAAUCAGAAAUUCCUAUUGAUGAUUCCACGGCACUGCCAUUGCUCAACAAUGUCUUUCUACCCAUCAAUCCUCGCUUCUCCUCCAUCAUGGUUAAAGACAAAGAUGGAGGGAAAAGAUGGAAAAGAGUAGAAGUGAAGCUGAAAGACCACAUUCAAGUUCCAAUUUUCCCCAGUGCAGAAUCAUACGACACCUACAUCAACGAUUACUUAUCAAAAAUCUCAAUGAAGCAGUUCCCUGAGAACCGACCCUUGUGGGAAAUUCACAUCAUCAAAUACCCCACAAAGCAUGCAGCUGGAACUCUGGUAUUCAAACUUCAUCAUGCACUCGGCGAUGGAUUUUCUCUCAUGGGUGCUCUUCUUUCUUGUCUACAAAGAGCUGAUAAUCCCUCUCUUUCCCUCACUUUUCCUUCUCUCCAAUCAACCACACCUACCAUCCCUCAUCAGGAUACUAGCAUUCUAUGUAAGGUGCCUAAGAUGUUCUCCUCGGCUUUCAAUACGGUGUCCGAUUUUGGAUGGAGCGUUUUGAAGAGUGUUUUUGUAGAGGAUGAUCCAACUCCUAUACGAUCUGGGACUAGUGGAGUAGAGUUUAAGCCAGUUACCAUUUUAACACUCACGUUUUCGCUCGAUCGAAUCAAACAAAUUAAGGCCAAGCUUGGAGUGACAAUAAACGAUGUAAUAGCUGGAAUAAUCUUCCUGGGAACUCGACUGUACAUGCAAUCAGCUGAUCCAAGUAAUUUUAACAAGUUGAAGACGACCAGCCAUCAGCACUCCACAGCACUGGUUUUACUAAACACAAGGAUAAUCAAUGGUGGCUACAAGUCGGUGAAGGAGAUGACCAAGCCCCAAGCUGAUUCUCCUUGGGGAAAUCAAUUUGGUUUCAUUCACGUAUCAAUUCCUCAUCUCCACUCUCUUCAUAAGCCCCUUGACUUUAUCUUCCAAGCACGCAAAUUAAUCCAGACGAAGAGAAAUUCUCUUGCAGUCAACCUCACCGGUCAACUUCUCGAGCUUCUCAGAAAAUUUAGAGGCCCUGAGUCAACAGCAAGAUACAUUCACAAGACACUGAAGAACUCAAGCAUGACAAUAUCAAACAUGAUUGGUCCUCAGGAGCAAAUGGCUUUAGCUAAUCAUCCAAUUAAAGGCUUGUACUUCAUGGUGGUUGGUGUUCCCCAGAGUUUAACCAUAACAAUGGUGAGCUACGUGGGAAAUCUUAGGGUUGCAGUGGGAACAGAAAAGGGAUUUAUAGAUCCCCACAAGUUCAAUGCUUCCAUAGAAAAUUCAUUUGACUUGAUUUACGAAGCUGCAAACGAAGUAAACUAG